Molecule: messenger RNA, 876 nt
Organism: Closterium sp. NIES-65
Lineage: Eukaryota; Viridiplantae; Streptophyta; Zygnematophyceae; Desmidiales; Closteriaceae
Source: the annotation of a GenBank genome assembly
AUGUCUGCACCUCCAGCUGCAACGAUUAUCAUCUCGGUUCUAGUGGCGCUGCUGCUCGUCGUGCUCUUCGCGCUCGGCAUCAAGAUGCUGCUCGACCGAUCGAAAGCAGCCCGCUCAGAAGACACGGUCGCACCCGAAAAGGCCACCACCGUUAUCACCACUCCCCGCAGCCUCAGCAGCGCGCGGAUGAAGCCCCGGCAAGGCGCAGUCCACGUGGUGGGCGGAACGGACGACGACGAGGAUGCGGAGAUUCCGCGCGCGCGGGCGGAGAAGUGGUCGCUGGCGGACGUGGCGGAGGCCACGGCGCAGUUCGCGCAGGAGCGCGUGAUCGAGGCGGAGGGGCAGAGCGUGGUGCUGCGCGGGAUCGCGCGCGACGGGCGGGACGUGGCGGUCAAGCGGUGCAAGCAGCCGCAGCCCGAGACCCAGGCGCUGUUUCUCCGAGAGGUGAUGCUCAUCACGAGUCUGCGCCACCCCAAUCUCCUCCCGCUCGUGGGCUACUGCGACGAGGGCAGCGAGCAGAUCCUCAUAUUCGAGCACAUGCAGCACGGCUCGCUCGCUUCCUGGCUGCGCCCGCGUGCAGACGGCAAUGUGUCAAGACCGCCACUCACGUUUGAGCAGCGCGUGAGGAUCGCUGCUGACGUGGCACGCGCUGUGGAGUUCCUGCACUCGCAGCCCAAGCCAGUGGUGCACCGUGACAUCAAGACCCAAACCAUCCUGCUGGACGAGAAAUUCAAUGCGAAGCUGGGGGGGUUGGGGACGCGCAAGCAUCUGCCAGGGGAGUCGAGCCGAGUGCGCGUGCAGCGGAGGAAGGGGUACCUGGAUCCCGAAUACUGCCAAACCUUCGUCGUCACUACCAAGGCCGAGAUCUUUGCGUGA